CGUAUCAAGUUUGCGAUUUAUUUUAGAAAAAUGGCAAUGCUAAAAGCAGAUCAUAAAUAUGCGUUGGUGAACUACGAGCAGAACUCGAAAACGCAGUACAAAAUUGUGGAUAACUCGAAACUUGCGGACACCGAGAAACCGAACACGAAAUGUUACAUUUCGAGUGAUCAAAACGAAUCGUUCACGUGUCUCGUCAUAACGACAUCCAAUGAUGAGAACGAUCUGAAGAUCUUAAUUGGUCACAUGUUAGCCAAAAAUUUGGAUAACAUCACUACAGAGAAUGCAGCGCAAGCGAGUUACACUCCAACGAGGAAUUACAUUGUGAAAGAUCAAUCUAAGAGGACAACAAAUGGAAAUAAUGAUGAUCCGACGAUCACUUUAGGGCCGAACGGGAACACACUUUCGGGAUGUUGCAAGAAUCUUAUAAAUUGGGAUAGUUUCCAGUCCGCGACCAACGGUUUACUCAACGUUCUAUUCACGAAGGACGUUUUGGCGACGCACGUAUUGCCAAGGGGAAGUAAUGUCUCGCCCAAAUUAGAUCAGCGUAAAGUCGACGAUUUAGUUUACUUUGUGACUAGUAAAUACAACGUAACUGAAGAAGCUGUGUUCAGGGAGAUUUCGUACCGUUGUCAUUACGAAUACAAGAUGUAUAUGCAAGAACGGUUCUAUCAAAACCCAUGUAUUUAAUCUUGUUGGCAUCGUCAACUUUUGUAACUUGAUUUAUUAUUAUAAUUUUUGCAAUUAUUUCAAUAAAACAUAUAUAUUAUUAUUA
This is a messenger RNA of Nicrophorus vespilloides, 772 nucleotides long. RefSeq lists its product as uncharacterized. The record is from RefSeq and is a predicted model, not a curated record. Gene Ontology annotation, molecular function: DNA binding. The transcript is spliced from 3 exons. Lineage: Eukaryota; Metazoa; Arthropoda; Insecta; Coleoptera; Silphidae. The coding region runs from base 31 to 687 and encodes 218 amino acids.